CUGGGCGACAGUGGCGUCGGCAAGACCUCGCUGCUGGUCCAGUUCGAGACCGGCAAGUUCCAGGCGGGCAACUUCUCGGCAACCGUCGGGAUCGGCUUCACGGUCAGUUGUAAAUAAAAAUCUAAAUUAAGUGCAAUAAAAGUUACUAAAAUGCCAGUGAAGUGAAGUGAAAACAAACUAAAGUGACAUCCCUAUCAUGACAAUCGUAACCUAAAAACACAACUGUCAAAAACCAGAGACAAUGUGGAACCCAAACACCAUAGACAACAGGCAGUUAGAGAAGCGCGUCAUCGUCGGCCGGGUCCGACCGACGUGGGCCCGGAACUUGCCAGAGACAAGAGAGGACGAGGAUAAGAAUGAGGAGAUUGGGGUCAUGCCGCAUAGUGACCCCCCGUCGCCGACGGAACCCUGGCAGCAGGGGAAACAGGAGGAUAAAUAUGAUGCUUUUGGGAAGGUGAUGCUGCUCGGGGACAGCGGCGUCGGCAAGACCUGCAUGCUAGUCCGCUUCCGGGACGGCACGUUCCUCGCCGGAAACUACAUAUCCACCGUCGGCAUUGACUUCCGGAACAAGGUAGUCACGGUCGACGGCAUCAAGGUAAAACUUCAGAUUUGGGACACCGCGGGGCAGGAGCGCUUUCGGAGCGUCACGCACGCAUACUAUAGAGACGCACACGCGUUGCUGCUGCUGUAUGACGUCACGAACAAAACCAGCUUCGACAACAUUCGGGCCUGGCUCGGGGAGAUUCGGGAGUACGCGCAGGAUGAUGUCGUUAUUAUGUUAUUAGGUAACAAAUCCGACAGCGGCCUAGAGCGAGCGGUGAGGCGGGAGGAGGGGCAGCGCCUAGCCAGGGAAUACCAAGUCUCCUUCAUGGAGACCUCGGCGAAAACCGGCCUGAACGUCGAAGCGGCGUUCGCCCAUGUGGCGAGGGCGCUCGUGGCGAAGGCGAACCCGGCUGACCCCAACCGGCUCGCUGUACGGGCGCCGCCGGUGCAGGAGCAGAGAUCCUCAUGUCCACCUUGUACUUAAGAUUUAUAAAACCUAUUUAGAGCUGAUUUGUCUAACUAACUCGACUGUACCUACAUCUAUAAUAA
Molecule: messenger RNA, 1092 nt
Organism: Cydia amplana
Lineage: Eukaryota; Metazoa; Arthropoda; Insecta; Lepidoptera; Tortricidae
Gene: Rab26
Product: ras-related protein Rab-37
Exons: 6
Coding region: 242-1027 (261 amino acids)
Biological process (GO): protein secretion; protein localization to plasma membrane; regulation of exocytosis
Cellular component (GO): endosome; synaptic vesicle; trans-Golgi network transport vesicle
Molecular function (GO): GTPase activity; GTP binding
Source: RefSeq, a predicted model, not a curated record